Molecule: messenger RNA, 1097 nt
Organism: Hibiscus syriacus
Lineage: Eukaryota; Viridiplantae; Streptophyta; Magnoliopsida; Malvales; Malvaceae
Product: long chain acyl-CoA synthetase 6, peroxisomal-like
Exons: 12
Coding region: 162-1097 (311 amino acids)
Cellular component (GO): membrane; endoplasmic reticulum
Molecular function (GO): long-chain fatty acid-CoA ligase activity
Source: RefSeq, a predicted model, not a curated record
ACAUAUGUUGAUAUUGAAAAUUUGUCUUUGAGCACAAUAGGAAUACAGUGUUGUGUUGCCAGAGAAAUUGAAGACAGGAAAAUGGAGUGUGUACAGGUCUGCUCGCUCACCGGUGAAGCUCGUAUCGCGGUUUCCCGAUCAUCCCAACAUUGGUACAUUGCAUGACAAUUUUGUACAUGCUGUUGAGUUCUUUGGAGAUUACGGAUAUCUCGGAGCAAGAACUCGAGUUGAUUGAACCGUUGGAGAGUAAGUUUCCUAUUGACAAAAUCAAGGUCACAGUUUGUUGUCAAAGUUCAUUCAUUUGCUUUCGUUUUUAUGUUUUGUCAUCAAGGUACAAGUGGAUGACGUACAAAGAAGCUGCUACUGCUCGGACAGCUAUCGGAUGCGGCCUAAUACAUCAUGGAAUACUAAAGGGCUCUUGCAUUGCAUUAUAUUUCAUCAAUAGACCAGAGUGGCUCAUUGUUGAUCAUGCCUGUGCUGUAUAUUCUCUUAUUUCAGUUCCUUUAUAUGACACUCUAGGUCCGGACGCUGUCAAGUACAUUAUAAAUCACGCAGAUCUAAAAGCUGUAUUUUGCAUGCCCCUAACUUUGAAUUCUUUGCUGAGCAUUUUGUCUGAGAUUCCAUCCCUUCGAUUGAUUGUGGUAGUUGGAGGAAUGGAAAAUGAAGUGCCUUUGUUGCCAUCAUCAACUAGCGUUCAGGUUGUCACAUAUUCACAAUUAUUAAGUCAGGGCCGUAGUAACCUUCACCCAUUUUGCCAACCGAAACCAGACGACGUCGCUACCGUUUGCUACACUAGUGGUACAACUGGAACACCAAAGGGAGUGGUGUUGACACAUGGGAACUUGAUUGCAAAUGCAUCUGGAUUCACCAUUUCAGUAAAAUUUAACCUCUCAGACGUUUACAUAUCGAAUCUCCCUUUGGCACAUAUUUUCGAACGAUUUGAUCACAUCAGUUUGGCUCAUUUUGGAGUUGCAGUUGGAUUCUACCAGGGGGAUACCAUGAAAUUAAUUGAUGACUUUGCUGAUAAAGAGACCCCAAGCAAGGGCGUAUUUUGCAAAAGCAAUUUCAAACAUGUAUGCAGAGCUGAGUACAUCUGA